This is a messenger RNA of Caenorhabditis auriculariae, 6006 nucleotides long. The record is from the annotation of a GenBank genome assembly. Lineage: Eukaryota; Metazoa; Nematoda; Chromadorea; Rhabditida; Rhabditidae.
AUGUCGAGUUAUGAUGUAUUACGGGGUUAUUAUGCUUUACACGAAGAAAUCGGUGCUGGAGGUUGUUUCCUUAUACUGAUGGCUUUCUAAAUAUUUGUUUCAGGCUUUGGAAAAGUCAAACUUGCAACGCAUUUACUCACGGAUCAGAAAGUUGCCAUCAAAAUAAUUGAUAAGAAGGCGAUUGGGGUGGCGAUUCCUGACUUCAGGGCUAAAAAUUUUGAUAAUGUUCAGCGCGACCUCCCACGCGUAAAAACCGAAAUUGAUGCCCUACGUUCGUUAUCACACCAAUACAUCAGCCGUCUUUACCAGUAUAUCGAGACCGAAGAAAAGUACUUCAUAAUCCUUGAGGUAGAAAAUUCAGCUGAUUUGUUUCAAAGUUCAUUUUAUUUCAGUACUGCAGUGGCGGCGAAAUGUUCGAUUAUAUCAUCAGAAAGCGAAGACUCGAGGUAAAAAAUUAUUGCUUUUGUUUUUCAAGCUUUUGCUUAAGGAAUCCGAAGCGAGGCACUUUUUCCGGCAGUUAUUGAGCGCUAUGGCGUACAUUCAUUCACAAGGAUAUGCUCAUCGUGACUUGAAGCCGGUUUAUCGAAAAGAAAUGUAUUUUUGAGUAAUCGUAUUUUACAGGAGAACCUGCUGCUCACUGAGGAAGUUCAUUUGAAAGUGAUAGAUUUUGGAUUAUGCGCAAAGGCGGCCGGUCGCCUCGAAACUCAUCAUUUGGAGACGCUCUGUGGCUCGCCCGCCUACGCGGCUCCCGAGCUCAUUCAGGUUGGGACUUGAUGCAUUGUCAAUACAAAGCAAGAAGUUCAGGGCCAAUUGUACAAAGGAAACGAGGCCGACGUCUGGUCCAUGGGAGUUCUCUUGUACGCUCUUUUGUGCGGCCAGCUGCCCUUUGAGGACGAUAACAUGCAGUUGCUCUAUAGGAAGAUCGCGGUUUUUCAUUCCGUUUUUGAGUUUUAAAGUUAAAUAUUUAGAAAGGAAAUUAUGAAGAGCCCAAGGAGUUGACUCAGCAAAGUCGCGAUCUUCUUCGUGGAAUGUUGCAGGUCAAUCUUUUGAUAUUCUAAUUUGUCACUUGUUCCGAACCGUUAACAUUAAAAAAUAACCUACAAACUCUUAAAUAUUCUCAUUUUCAGACAAAUCCCAAGGAGCGCAUAACAAUUCAAGAGAUUUUGCAACAUCCCUGGGUCAACCACAAACACAGCCAUCAGAUCAAGUGGAACACCAUUUAUGAUGUUUGAUUUUUGAUUAUUUUGAUUGGAAAAUUGCUUCUUCUUCAAAAGCGAGAAAGUAAGACGUGGCUUUGGUUCAAGUUUGAAAAUCUCGCUCAAAGUUGAGUGUUUUAAACGUUAGGGAAAGUUAAACGGAUGAAAAGUAGCAGGUUCGUUGUGAUAAAAAAAAAUGACGUCAAUUAAUGCGUUCAGUACGCAAACGGCAAAAAUGACGCGAAUAUUUUUGCAAAAGUCUUAGGGACGCUGAAGGGAUCCCUAGCGGGGCAAUAGGAACUUCUAGGCUCUCCUCUAGGGACCAUCCUACCUUUUUUCCAAGGGGCACUAAAAUUGCAAAAGUGACCACUCUAGGGAAGCGAUUUUUAUAAACUUUAUGAGAACAGAGAUUUCCAGGCGGAAAAUAUAUUAGCGCUUUUUAAUUGACAAAAUAUCGGAUUGCUCGUUUAAAUUUUGUGAAAUACGUCUUUUUAAGUUUCGAAUCAUUAAAAAAAAAUUGAGAGGUCCCCUAUAGGGACUCCUCAACCUUCAGGAGUUUAGGCGUCACACCCGAAACAUCUAUAGGGGCCAUUUUAGUUUCACCGCUCUAGGGAGCAUUAUUUUGUUCCUAAUAGGGGCUCUUUCUUCCUCUCACCCCUUCAGGGACCAUCUGGCGUUCCUAGAAGAGUUUUCUGAAUUUUUCAAAAUGGGCCUUUUUUCUUGUAACUCUGUUUCCUAAUCGAUUUAUCACUGAUUUCAAAUGGAAAUGUUCAGAAAAAUGUAAUCGAUGAAGACGUGGCCCGAGAGAUGGCCUUUUAUCACAAAAUGUCUUUGGCGCAAAUGAUCGAGAAAGUCAAGGUUUUCAUCGCUGAAACAUCAUUAUUUCACCCGAAGAUUUGUGCUUAGGAAUGGCGCUUCGACUAUAUGACAGCGACUUAUUUCCUCCUUCUGCAGAAGAAACGCCAGGGAGCGCAUUAUGCCCUCCCGAUGCCGCCCAGGGUUGCUGGAGCAUCUACGGUAGGGUUACGGUAAUCGGAAAAUGGGUCCUAAAGCGCAAAUUUUGCAGAAUGAGUCGAACGUUUUGGCUUCUCCUACGAUCCACGCGUCCCUUGAUAAUCACCUGGACAGGUUGGUUACAAAAAUAAGAUAUCAAUUUAAAAAUUGGAUCAAUCUUCUUGGAAAAAAAAGUUCAUUGCAAUCUGUCCCUUGGAAAAUUCUUUAAAAAAAAACCUUUUCGCAGAAUUUCAUAAUUUGCUUCUAGUUGUAUUUAUAUUUUUAAAAUUUAUAUGUAGCCGGUCAUUCUCAAAAGCUUUCUUCGCAAUUUUUUUUCAAUAAGAGGAUUAGAAGCUUGAAUUUCACCGAAAUUGUUCAGAUCGGGUCUCGAAGAAGAAUUCGAAACGAGUGACGGCACCUCCACGUCUUCCGGCUCCGUCGAGCACAUUCUGAGGGACCUUCCCAAAGCGACUCGACGAGCUUCUGCCAAUGAGCACGACCGCGUUCGCUUCGCCAAGCCGAGAUCGCCUGAUCGCGAAAAAGUUGGAUUUUCGUUUGAUUUCAGCUCUUUAAUAGUUCCAAUCAUUUUUCAUUCCAGUUCAAGCUCACAAAUAAAAAGGUUGAAAAUAUUAAGAUUUAAAAAAAAGAACGACGAUGAGAGUUUCCAUUUAUAAAAUCAAAAAGAACCGAUCAUACCGUUACCACUUUUAUCUCACUUUUUUGUGAAGUCCAAACGUUCAGAAGAAUUUUGUAGAAGCUGUAACUUAAUAUAAGAAAGCUUCAAAAUCUCCAUAGACCUUCGAAAAAAAUAAUUUCACGUGAAUCGACUAAAAGACUCGUUUUCCGUUCAUUGAAGAGAUUCGUUUGCUUCGUUCAACGAAAAUUAACAAAAAACGACAGAAUGUAGUCAAGAAAUCAUGCAGAAAAAUACCUCAUUUUUCAGCAAAUCUCGUACCUGAACGCCGUGCUCAACAUGGAGUCCCACAUCACGGGAAUCUCCCCGAAAAAUCCCAAAAACCACCAGCGACUUCUCUUCGAUUCGCCUGCCGUUUCAGGUAGGAUUCUUAUGGGUCGAGAUGGAAAAUUGAUUUAUUGGUUGGAUUUUUGUUAGUGGAACAGUUUUGUUUCAAAAAGUGCACUAAAAAAUUUUUUUUAUAGUUUUUGAAAAAGGCGUAGAAUCCAAGAAAAAAAUCAUAAUUUUUUUGAAACAGAAAUUUACCCCUGCUCUUUUGAACAUACAUUUGGUUUUUAAAAGUAUCGCAAGUUUCAUUUUCGAAAAAACAACUCUAAAAAAGCGUAUUUUUUUGGUCGUAUCUUUCAUUAAUUUCGCUCCAGCAAGCUACUAUUCUCAUUUCCUAUUCCAGCUUCAAAAAUGCAAAAGGGGGCGUUUUCGUCAGAGCAGAGCUGAAGGUCUCUGAAGCGUGAUAAUAAAAAGAACCGUAUUUUACAUGUUUUUGUUUCACAGCCUUUCUGAUCGAAGUUUUUCGAAGUUUUCAUCAAUAUCAUAUUCAGGAGCGCAGACCACUUGCAAAAGUGCCAACAACACGCCUGCCCGACAGAAAACUCGGGUAUUUUUUUCAGUCGAAAUUUUUUAAAAUUACUCCGAGCUGUGAUGAUUGAGAAGCGAUCUUAACAAGUUGAUUAUAAAACUUGUCGGUGUUGAAAAAUAUACAAAACUACUUUCUGAGCUCAGUUUUCAAUCUAGCUCUCUUUUUCUUCGAAUUUAGGGGUAUUAGAUCAUUUAUUUCAGGAUGGAGAAGUGGUCCCAGAAAAAGAGAAUCGCUACUACCGCCCUGGCGCCGCCAGCGUUCGUGGACCUCUGAAAGUUUAUGGUUUAGUUUUUUUCUUGUUUUGUUUUUUGGAGGGGAAAAUGGAACUUCCGAAGCAAUUUUAGUAUUUUUAAUCACGAGGAUAAAACUUGAUUCAAUGAAAUCUCAUGGCUUUUACGUGUUUUUUAAGCCCUGUUUAUAGUAUUUUUUGCGAAGCUCAAAAAAAUCUCUGAUCUUCGAAAUUCAAUUGGCUUUCGUUUUCUCUGAGGGGUUUUUUAAAGAAUCAAGCUGAUUUAUUUGGACACGGCGUAAGAUUAUCUCUUUCUUUCUGAAAACCUGACUUUUUAUCACAAGCUUCAGGGAUAGUAUAUGAAUUGUAUUGGGUAGAAGAAGUUGGUAUGAUAAAUUGAUAGCGAGCCGAAGAAUUUUAACCACCUGUCUAUGGAAUUCGAAUCAGUUUGUGAGAGUUAUUUUUGGUGUUAGUAUAUUCUUUCAAUCCCUCAAGCUCUUGAAUUUUUCGAAACGAACUUUGGUCCUAAGUCUGUCUUUCAUUGGAACAUUUUCUGAACUCACUCUGAUCUGUGAUCAUUAAAAUCUGAACGAGGUUAUUAUAUUCACUGAGGAAUUUUUUGAAGUAAACAGUUUUGUGAGCUCUGAGAAAUUUCAAAUGUCUUCGAUUCAGCCGAAGACACUGGAACCUGCCGUACCAUCUACGCGACGCCGUGCCGCCCGCCGCUGCGUGGACUGUUCAGUCCCCAGAAGGCGGAGGCGGUCCCUCGUCAGCGAGCGCGCUCCUCGGAUCGCGGCACCCAGAAGACGGUCGCGAGCGUCGCCGUCGGUUCCCCUGCGUCGAUCGGAAGCGGCAGCAACUGCGACGGCCGGACGCCGCGGAGCAGCACCAAGACACCGCGACUCCGUCAGCGCGUCUUCACGUCGCUGGAACGCAAGGCCGAGCGAAUGAUCAACCUCCUGACGCCCCGGAAAAUGAAGACCGACUCGCCGCAGGUCAUCCGAUCCACCAAGGUUUGUAGAGUUUCUCGGACUAGCAAGGGUUUCUUGUUGGACUUCAGCAUUGAUUAGUUUUCAUUCUUUUUUCCUAGCAUGAUUUUUUUCUGUUAAUUUUAUAGAAGCCCUUUGAAGGUCACUAAAAUUCAGAUCUGAGAAUACAAAUUAACAAAUUAUCUUGUAAAUAAAAGAAAAAUGUUAUAAUACUAGUUUAGAGCUUGUAACGGACUGUGUUAUUUAGUCACUUUUUAUUAUUUUUUAACCCUUUGAAAUCAAGAAGAACUUUUCACUUACCAUCAGAAUAUGGUGAACGUCUCGGUGACGUCAUCUUCAUCCCCUAAACGCGUCCGACAGGAGCUCGUCAACGUCUUCGAGCAGCAGAACAUGUCGUUCGAGCUCAAGGGCUGGAAAAUAUCCGGGCAGAAGAAGGACGCGACCGGCUCGAUGACCGUCGAACUAGAAGUCGUCUUCCUCGAAAACUGCAACACGGUUGGUCCCAAGUAUUACGAGAAAAAAGAUAAUUUUUUAUUGCUUUCGGUACUUUCCUUGCUCAAAUUUUUUGAAUAAUUUUGAAUCUCACUCCGUUUCUUCUUUUCCCUACUCUACUCAGUUUUUUUGAAGACCGAAAAAAAGGCCCUACUUUUUCUUCAAAUGCGGAAAAAAAAGGAAAAAUUCUUUCUCACGAUUCAAAAAACAGCCAUUAAGACACGAUAAAAAGGUUGAAAAAAAAAAUUGUUUUUUGAUCCCGUUAUUUGUUUCAUCUCCUGCCGGCCACAGUUAAUUCUAUUUAAAUUUUGAUUUUAUUUUUCUCUCUCUCUCUCUCCCUGUGCUAUUCUUUGAAAUCCUUAUUUUUGUCCAAAAAUAUUUUUUUCAGUUUUUGUAGCCUUUUUCAACAUGUUCUACUUGCCACCAAACUCAACAAUACUCACCAGAAUUUUCACCUUCAGGUGGGAAUCAAGCGCAAAAGACUCAACGGCGACGCGUUCUUGUACAAAAAGGUCUGCGAGAAAGUUCUGCAGAUGGCGGACCUCAAAACCACCUGA